Messenger RNA from Entrophospora sp. SA101, 234 nucleotides. Lineage: Eukaryota; Fungi; Glomeromycota; Glomeromycetes; Entrophosporales; Entrophosporaceae. The record is from the annotation of a GenBank genome assembly.
AUGACCACUUCAGUCCAAUUAUUAUCUGCUGGUAUCAUAGACUUUGAUUUACAUCAUGGAAUCCAUGCAAAAGAUUGGUGGUGGCAAACCUCCAAAAAAGUGAAUAAAAUUGAAAAAAAUCCAACCGAUGCUGUAUCCAAGUUGUAUCAAAAUAUUAACCCUAAUUCAACAAGAAGAAUAUCUGGAGCUGAGGUUUUAGGAUUUGAAUUGGAUGAAGUUGUUCAAGACCAUUGA